AGCUUUUGUGAUGUUGAGUCGAUUCUCGCCUCUCUCUCUCUCCCUCCCUCUCAUGGUGAAGGUCACCCUUCUUUAUUGGAAUGUUUACGCAUGCUGACUGUGACGAUGUAAGCAGCAUUUCUGCUGCUGACCUCGCACAACGCCUUGUUGAGCAUUCUUCGCGGCGAAGGUCAGCGCACCCGAGCGCCACGCACGGUGCGGUGGUACGUGAAGCACUGCCAGGGCGUGUGAAGGCGCUUAUUUGGGACACGAAGACAUCCGGUGGUGCUGCCCCUCGCAGCGCCCUGUUGCGCGGCGACGUUGUGAGGGUAGACGCGGAGGACACCGGUGCCGUCUUGUUGUCCUUGUCGCUCUCCACGGACGUCAAGUUUCGCUUUGCGCAAGCGCGGCAGAGACGGCUGCUGGCUGUCCUCUCCGCGAGGUCUGCCUCCUCGUCGCUUCACCUGAGUGCCGUGGACGCGGCACACUUUUACUGGAUGGACGAGUGCGCGCCAAGCGUCUUUCACAGCGGAUACGAAGGCGCCUUUGUUUUACAGAAACGCCUUCUGCGCUGGGCACUACGCGCGUUCGCACAAAAUCCAUUGCUAAAGAACAUUCCCAUGCAGAGCAUUGAGAUGGCGUUUCCCGCCCUGCUUGCCUACGCGCCGCGUGAACGCGAGGAAGUGGUCAAGCAAGCCGCUGAGAUGCUUGGUCGGGGCACCAUGAUUUGGUACGGGGGAACCCUAAUUAAACAAUUCCACGACAGUUCCUCUCUCCUCCUUUUUCCGCUGCUGUCACCGCGGGAGGAGCGCUGCGCAGCUGCCUUGCUGUUUGCGCUCGCAAACACACACCAGAUAAUGCCAAAUCAACUCGUUGAGGCUUCUCAUGCCGCCCGAUAUCUGGUGGAGACGUACGGGACUGGACACGUUGCACUGUCAUCCGGACUCACGCAAUCACUCCUAACGGUGGCGUCGGCGCUGACGACGCUUUAUCCCAACACGGUGACGACAGGGAAGACGAUGCAGGACGUUUGCGCGGGGUGCCUCUCACUCCUGGUGCAGGCCAGCGCGGAGAACGUGGCGUCGUUCAUCUCCAGCGGCGAAGCAAAUCCGCCACCGAAAGUGAGGGGGCUACUGUCGCAGAUGCGGGACUUGGUGCGGCAGACGAUGUGCCGAAGCGAACGCCUGCUCCUCCGAAACGAAAGCGCCGGGAACGCUCAAAAAGAGGCGGAAGAGGACGUCAAUGCUUUCUUCGCCGACACCGCCGUCCUCAAAGUUCACCGCAGCACGCUCCGCUCUCUUCUUGCUGCGGGGGUGGACACGCAGCUCCCCAUGUCAGCGGCGACGUCCAGCGAGUGCGCGUCGCGCCUGCGUCUUCUGGAAUGGGGGCCGAAGUGGUGGACGUCGGACACGGCAACGCGGCACGCAAAGGCAGAGGCAGGAGAGACAGAACUGAAGAUUGACGCCAAGACGGCGGCGGCGGCCAUGCGUGAGUCGGUGGCGGGAGACCACGCCUUGCUGGCUGUCAUCCAGCGUACACGAAAGCGUCGCCGCAGCGACGGUGUGUGGCUGGCCUCCCAAGCGGUCCAGACAGCAUUGGAAGAGGCGGGCAUUCGCCUGAAGCGCCGUACGUUUCUGCAGCUGAUGGACACGCUGGCGUUGCGCGACGGUCAUAAAAACAGCGUCGAUGCGGCAACGCAGUUCCUGCAGCAGCAGCACGUAGACGCGCUACUUAUCCACCGCUUUACAGCAUCGUUCACCGCGAUGCAGGACAAGUAA
Messenger RNA from Leptomonas pyrrhocoris, 1757 nucleotides. RefSeq lists its product as hypothetical. Lineage: Eukaryota; Euglenozoa; Kinetoplastea; Trypanosomatida; Trypanosomatidae. The transcript has a single exon. The record is from RefSeq and is a predicted model, not a curated record. The coding region runs from base 81 to 1757 and encodes 558 amino acids.